This is a messenger RNA of Paramuricea clavata, 3994 nucleotides long. The record is from the annotation of a GenBank genome assembly. Lineage: Eukaryota; Metazoa; Cnidaria; Anthozoa; Malacalcyonacea; Plexauridae.
GUUCCAGAAUCCAGUCUUUUUUUGAUAGCACAACCCUCGCAAUGCUAAUUACUUUUGUUCUCUUUGCAGGUGCUGUUAGAACAGUCACGGGCGUCUUGAACGGACCUCUCAAAUUCUCAUCCAAGAAGUAAUUUCACGAAGCUUGAAGAAGCAGGUAAGUUUGGGAAGUCAGUUUAUAUAAAAGAGACUUUGUAUGUAUAGAUUUUUCCACAAUGUUGACGAAAAGAUCGGGAUCUAUACUGCACUAUACAGCAGAAAAUUGUCUUAUUACCUUCCAAUUACGUAGGCUAUAAACUAGUGCAUUAUCACUGAAAUAACUUUUCGUGGUUCAUACAUGAGUCCGGGAAGCUCACUUGAGUGGAUUUCAGUGUUCAUAUAUGAGUGUUCUUAUUCCAUCUAAAAUUCCAACUUGUUGGGACCGCAUUAUGUAAACAUGGCGUCUUCAAAAUAUUUUUUGUUGUACAAACUGAACCUUGUAUUACGAAUUUAACAGUGUCUGUUUAGAUGUAUUUAUCCCACUUAAUUGGCUGAGUCGCACCUUGCGCAAGCUGAGUGCUCGCGUAGCCGCCUGGUUUGUUUCUCAUACUAGAACACAAAUUGAAUUUUACAUGCGUUAGGCGAAAGGCUAUGCAGAUAUCACUCUACGUAAGUUUCCCACUGGGCACAUGAACAGGUCUUAAGGUCCAUUUCCAUUCAGGAAAAUUUUCCGCAGAAAGAAAAUUUUGUAAAAUGUGAUUGGCCGACGCUAAUUUUCCGUCGAAAAUAGUUGAAAAUUUUCAACUUUUAACAAUGAUAUUCUCGGAAAAUUUUCUGUCCGUGGAAAUACGGGAAAACGGGAAAAAUACGGGAAAACGUAAAACUGGUGACCUCCCGACAAAAGAGCUUCGCCCGAAACGUUCUGAUUUUCAUCUUUUUGAGACACCAACCAUGCACGCCAGCUUCUACAAAUUUGAGGUUGACAAGUUCUGUUUCGUUUAGAUUUUUUGAAAGAUUUCAAUGUUCAAAACCUUCUAAUUCAUAUCAGUACAUGCAGAUAUUGGAGUAAGUUUAGGAACCGUGACAGGGCCAGUUUGAAAGAAAACCUUUUCUUAUUUUGUAGGUACGAAGCCGGUAAACUACGAAGCUUUCCGCGAGAUCAUUUGUAACAUCAUGGAUGACAUUGACACAAAGUUGAAUGGCACGAACAGUUCUAAUAUUGACGACUUCGAAAUGAAAUUUGUGACGUCAAAGCAUCUACCUUACGUCAUUUUAACCGUACUUAUCGUACUGAUGAAUACAUUUGUUAUUCUACUGUUUUCUUUCAACAAGAAUCUUCGAAAACCUUACAACUUUUUGCUCCUCAGCUUGAGCGUCUCUGACUUGAUUUACGGACUGGUAGGACUUCCCUUGGCCCUUGUGUGCUCGACCGUGCCGGUAUGCCUGCCAUGUGUGUUCUCGUACUCCUUUGUCGUGUUCACGUCCAUCUCGACCGUGCUACACAUUCUCGUGAUAUCGUACGAACGUUACAUAAUAAUCGUGUUCCCGUUCCGAAUGCAGCAAAUAGGUCGAGUUAGUUUUGAGCUAAAACUAUCAGCAUGUCUGUGGUUUAUUAGCAUUUUAAUUCCGCCGAUACAGUAUAUAUGGCUGCCACCAACAGAAGCAUCAUGCUUUGAGGAUUGGUCCGAGGAAGUCGCCACAACCGAGCAAAUUUAUACAUUUUCAAUUAUGGCCAUAUUUGUUGGGUUACCUGUGCUGCUUUUACUCUAUGCUGACGUCAGUGUAUUCUUCGUCGUUCGUCGGCAGUUAGCCGGAAUCGAGAAAACAUCGGUCGGCCCUCGGGACUCGCAACAGCGUCUACAAAAAGAGAAGAGGGUUCUAGUCUUGUUUGCGGUCAUGAUGUUUUACUUUGUGGUGUCAUGGUCUUUUUAUUACGCCAGUAUCAUAAUGCAUUCCAUCGAAGGGUGGGAUUACAACCUCCCUGUUUGGCUGGCUGAAACAGGAGAUAUACUACGUUGCAGCACUCCAUUGGUCAAUCCAAUUUUGUACAUUUUGCUCAAGCAUGACUUCCGGCGAGUCGUGUGCCAUGGGGUAAGGCGCUUCGUGAGAAAGUACUCGGGGUUGCAAAAAGAAGGAAGCGACGCACAGUACAGUAACGGCGGACGCUCGUUGGGAGGCCGGUCUGAUUCUCGUAAUGUCACCGAAAGAACUGAAUUCUUGUGAUUACGUCAUUGUGAUGUCAUCGGUACACAAGAUCACAGCCCUUCAUUUAUACGUUUCUUUUAUCAGGGUUGGUAAACUCUUGGAAGCCAAACAACUCAACCUCACAGCUUACAAGAAUUUUAAUUUGUGAAAUUCAUUAUUGAUUAAUAUUUUGAAAUAAAAUAUCGCUUUUUUCAGGUUGAUUCCAGAAAUAACCUGGUUGUGAUUCUAGCCAAUCAGGAUUAAUGAAAUUCAGCCAAUUAUACAGCUGAUAAAAUUGAACCAAUCAUGAUUGAGCAUAUCACUGUGUUCGCAGAAGUCCGCAUUUGUUUCUUUUUUACCGCUUCUUUCGAACAAAAAGUUGUUUGGCCUCUUUUGGUAGAUUUUGGCUACUUUUUCAAUGGCAUUUGGCUUCUAGCAUGCGCAAGAACCUACCAACCCUGGUUUUUUUUAUGCGGACGUAUACGCACAGAAUGUAAAUCUUUCCAAAUGUAAUAUAUGUAAUAUUUCUCGUAAUUAUACGUAACAGCACUUAAUUAAUGCUGUAGUCUAUGCGGUUGUAAUAUGAGUAUUAAUGAAAUAAAUUUAAAGAUGCCGUACAGUCCGUAUGUACACAAAAUUAACAAGCUUUCGUUGAUAAGGAUGCAACUGCCUGUAAAAAAUAGAAGGAGAAUUUCGACGUUUUGACCGAAAGGCCCUUCGUCUCAUAGAGAUUAUAAACACUAGAGGAGGCAUCGAGGUUAAAAAUUGGGAACGCAGCUAAUGGACAAAUUCAAGUCCCGGAUAUAAAAUCGUGCUCUGAUUGACCGAUUUGAAACUCGACACCACAUGAAUACACAUCCGGGACUUAAAUUUGCCCCCCCAAUAGCCCCGUUCCCUUUUUUUGACUGAAUUAAGAUUACAAUGCCUCCUCUAGUGUUAUUUAUAAUCUCUAUGCUUCGUCUGGAGUUACUAGUAAACAAAACCAUAUGUAAACAAAGCAUUUGUUUACAUUUUUGUUUCCAAAAUAUUGAACUUUAUUCGACAACUAUUUAUAUUUUCAUGUUUCUAGAGUAUAAUAAAUUAUCAAGACACAACAAUCAGGCUUUUCAAGAACAUAAAAACCUACUUAAACUGUUUAUAUCACGGCAGGAGGCUCCAAUAUACGCAUGCGUAGGAUGGACUGUACAGCAUCUUUAACGUUUUUCCGUGCGUUUAAUGCGCAAUUAAUUUGCGUGAGUGAAAAACAUCGUAUAAAAGUAUUGCUCAAUAAAAGUUAUAAAACAAAGUGUAAAAUAUAGAAAUGACGAACCAAUGAUUAGGGGAAACUGACGCUCAUAUUAAUGAUUACUAAAAGGACUAAUAGUUAUAUUCUUGAGUUUUUUUAGGUUUAGAUGUAGGUAAUGAGAACCAUAUUGGUGUCCUAGUAAUAAUUUUAUGCCACAAUAGUCCCUAAAUGUUAGAUGAAAAAAUGUAGUGUGAAAUAUGAUAGGGUAAUGGCCUGGUGUUGUUGGCACAAUCACAAUGUAUGCCUGUGAAAAAAUGUUGUAUUUGAAAAACCUGAGGAUAAAAGAUAAAAAACCACUUGUAUUUGUAUAAAUGUGAACCUAAGAAAUAUAAGUGCAUGUUAUAGACUUGUGGAACAUAAAAUUGGAGAUGUAUGUGUGAAAUUGUAAGAGUAAAAUAUAUCCUGUUGUGUAAAAAAAUGAUCAGACCCAAAGAGUAUGAUCGCGCUGUACUAAAAAGCUUGUAUAGAGGCAUGUAAAAUAUAUAAAGCGAGAUGGGAAAGUCGUGUGUAAAAUUCAGUAUCCCUGUACGCGGCGUUUCGUCUUUCAUG